AUGCCAAUUACUCCAAGGGAGAAUCAAGAGGAGUUGGUGGCGGACCCUCCAGCAGCGGAGGGAGUACAGACGAGAACACAAUCAGCACGGGACGCCGCCAGACGACAAAGUUUCGAUGCGAACCGCGGGAUGGGUGAAAGCAACGAUGGAAACAUCCUCCUUGCUCUGCGACAAAUGAUGGAAGAACAGGCACAGGCACGCCGAUUGAUGGAGGAGCAGACACGCCGUCAGGAGGAACAGGCCCGUCAUCAGGAAGAACAGGUUCGGCGAUUGAUGGAGGAACAGGCUCGCCGUCAGGAGGAACAGGCUCGCCGACAAGAGGAACAGGCACGCCAAAUGAUGGAAGAACAGGCACAGACACGUCGUUCGAUGGAGGAACAGGCUUGCCGUAUAGGAGAAAGAUUAGGAGAUCUGAAACAAGAAGUAGAUAAACAAAUCGAAAACUUGGAAUCUGAUAUGGACUGCAAAUUUUCGAAACAGGACAAACGUAUUCUCGGAUUAGAACAAGAGAUGUAG
Messenger RNA from Pieris napi, 516 nucleotides. Its product is annotated as golgin subfamily A member 6-like protein 7. Bases 1 to 516 code for a protein of 171 amino acids. The record is from RefSeq and is a predicted model, not a curated record. Lineage: Eukaryota; Metazoa; Arthropoda; Insecta; Lepidoptera; Pieridae. The transcript has a single exon.